AUGGUGGGCCGGGCCUGCGUGCAAUGCACACUGCUUUGCGAGGACGCGGCAGCGAAGUGUUGCAGCCUUUGUGGUGGAGCAUUGGCGACGGCCUUCAGGUCCUUGAAGGGCAGCGCAUGUAUCGAUUUGGAUGAUGAUUCUCCAGGUGACUGCGAUGGCGGGCCGCCCCCGCCGGCACCAGCGCAGGGUGGGGAGCCAGAAAACAACCGGGCGUGUCCCAGAUGUACAUUGAUUAGCACUAGCGAUGACUUUGAAAACUGCGAAGCCUGCGGUGCGGAGCUGCAGCCGCCAAGGAAGCGGCCAAAGACAGUUGCCACCGGACAGGGCUCCCAACGCUCCCAACGCUCCACCGGCCUCGCGGGCUUCUUCGGCAAAGCUCCGAAGGGCCCAGGCCCAAGCGUGCCGAGUGCGGCGCUGCCCAGUGAAGAGCCACCGCUGCCGGCCCCAGCAGAACCACCGCCAGAUGUCGCUAACCAGGCGACGUCCGUGGCGCAGCCUGGUGCCACCUGGAGUGCCACGGCCACCGAAGAGUUGGAAAAGCCCUGCGAGAACUUCAGCCAUCAACGGGUCACCGCAGGACUUCCUGCUGUGAAGGGCGUGCCUUACCGAGUUCUUGCAGUGGCUUUGGAUGCCUUGGAAGCCACAAAGAGCCGUUUGAGCAAGGACACCAUAUUGACGAAUGCCUUCCGCGCUUUGCUCGCCAUGUCAGCCUCUGUGGAGGAGGUGGCGGCUUCCUGCUACCUCUUUGCACCCGCCAAAGAUGCACAAUCCGGUGGCCACAGGCUCCGUCCAGAUUGGGCCGAGGGGAAGCCUUUGAGCAUUCCGCACAAGUCCAUCACGGCCUCCCUGCUGGAAGCCACCGGAUCCACCAAGGCAGAAAUGAAUCGUUUGUAUCACGAACUGCAUGACACUGGCGAGGUGGCUUUGGCCCUUCGCGAUGCUGGCGGCCGUCAGAAGCUCCUGAAGAAGCCUGCGCCGUUGACGGCGGGCUCAGUGCGCAAGGCGCUGCUGGCGCUGUCGGAGCUCAGUGGCCAGGGCGUGGAACGUGCCAAGACCGCCAAACUGGGCGCCUUGCUGCGGGCUGCUGAAGGUACCGAGUUGAAGUGGUUGGCUAGAACAUUUCUGCCACACAUGGCUGCCGGGAUCUCCCUGGAAGCCUCUGUGCUGCCAGCGCUGGGCUCGGCAGUUUUGUGGCAACGGGCACGACCAUCUGCAGAGGCCCUGCGCGCCGUGCAGGAAGAGGUCCGCCACGGCUACGCCUUGCGGCCGGACGUGCACGCGCUGGUGGAGGCGUUGUUGCGCGGCGGUGUUGAGGCAGUGCGAGAGUCCUGCACCCUGCAAUUGGGUGUCCCAAUGCAGCCCAUGUUGGCCAAGGCCUGCAGCUCCGUGGAAGAGCUGCUGAAGCGCAUCCUGAAUUCCAUGCCCGAAAAGGCGAGCGCCACACUGGCUGCGGAGUUUAAGUAUGAUGGCCAGCGUGCUCAGAUUCACGUUUUGGAAAAUGGUACUGUGAAGAUCUUUUCGCGAAAAUUGGACGAUAUGACUUACAAGUAUCCGGAUGUUGUCAGCGUGGUGAAACGGUCUCAAAAGACCAAAGCAGCGUGCGUGUUGGAUGCCGAGAUAGUGGCAGUGGUGCCGAAGGCGGAGGCAGGCCAGGAGGCAGGUAGCCAAGUGGACAUUGCGGCCUUUCAGUCGCUGUCCACCCGCAAACGCAAAAACGUCACGGAGCAGAACACCGCCGUGGCCGUGAAGGUCUUUCUGUUUGAUCUUCUCUACUUCCAGGAGUCUUUGAUCGCUCUGCCUUUUGGGAAACGAAGGGAGAAACUGCAGCAACAUUUCGAGAAACUUGAGGACUUGUUGGCCUUUGCCGAAACAGAAGACCUCAAAAUCGCAGAAGGAAAAGCAGAGGCUGUUCUUGAGGCUGCUCUGCAUCGCUCCGUGGCCGCGUCCUGCGAGGGGUUGAUGGUUAAACACCUUGACUCCAUUUACGAACCUUCCACAAAGCGUUCCGAUUGUUGGUUGAAGCUCAAGAAGGACUACUUGGAUUCCAUGGGCGAUUCCCUGGACCUUGUCCCCAUCGGCGGCUGGCGCGGCAGCGGCCGCAAGAGUCGAUGGAUCUCGCCGUGGCUCAUGGCCACGUACGAUCCAACGGAUGGUACCCUGGGCAGCGUGUGCCGCGUCAUGUCCGGCUUCAGUGACAAGUUCUACAAGGAGAACACCAUCCGCUACGUGGGCUACGAACUCGACGGCACUUCGCGAGACAAGGAGGAAGCCCAAGAGGAGGGCGAAGGCGAAGAAGCAUCUGAAGAGCAAGAGGUAGAUGAUGAAGAAGCCAUCCCAGUCGCGAAAAGCAGCGCAAGCGGCGGCUCCAGCGGGCUGCAGCUGAAGCGCCCGGCGGAGGGGGUGGAGACCGACGAGGCGCCGGCCUUUUGGUUCCAGCCCUGCGAGGUUUGGGAGAUCCGUGGUGCAGACAUCACCAUUUCCCCCAAGCACAUGGCAGCACGUGGCUUGGUGGACCCCAAGAAAGGCCUGUCUCUGCGCUUUCCCCGCUUCAUGCGGAAGCGGGAGGACAAGCGCCUUGUGGACGCCACGCGACCCGAGCAGUUGGCGGAGCUCUUCCGAAAACAGGGACAGCACCGUGCGCCGGGCUGA
Molecule: messenger RNA, 2649 nt
Organism: Cladocopium goreaui
Lineage: Eukaryota; Dinophyceae; Suessiales; Symbiodiniaceae
Source: the annotation of a GenBank genome assembly